CGGCUCGACAGGGUGGAUCUGUUGUUUUCCCUUCGACUAGAUCUAUGAUCUAGAUUGAUUUUUGUUUCCUCCGGCUUGAUUUGAUCUUGUGUGGGGUUGGGUGUGUGGAGGCGCCUUGUGGAUGCAGCUUUGGAAAUGUUGCCUUGAUGAAGGCUUGACUUUUAGUCACUCCAGUUGUUGCUCUUCUCCCUUGGUGAUUUUCGUUCUAAAACGAUAACUUUUUCUCAACAAAUUUGGAACAUGUUCUUUAUUUUUCUUGUUUUGCUUUAAGAUUUGUAUGCUUUUAUCUGGCUUAAUUUAUGCCUCUGUAUUGUUACUUUGGCUUAGCUUUUGUGCCUCCAGUGAACGAACUUUUUAUAAGUUAAAUAUUUAAAUGGAUCAAAAGAGCCCAGAGAAUUAUGAAAAACUAAUAUAACCAGUCCGUACCGUCGAGUAAUGUUAAAACACAUGUUUACAUCAUUACAUGGGUGUGGAGGAAGAGGGUAAGGCAAGCCAAUAAUUAAUAAAAGCAUAAUUUAGAAAAUGAGGCUUUUGAAAAACACGGUUAAGCAAGCGUUUUUGUGGCCCCAUCGGAUUCAAAAGUCAAAAAAAUGGUUCUCAUAUGGCUUCCAUAGUCUUCCCCCACAAUAAUGAACAAUAUUGAAAUCCCAUCAUCUAGAAAGACUCCACUACACACGAAGCUUGGUCCAUUCAACUCCAAUCUAUUUAGUAUAUAAUAUAUUUAUAUAUAUAUAACCUCUCAUGUAAAACCUGAGCUGCAAUAUUACUCUCUCUCUCUCUCUCUCUAUUUAUAUUGUAUCAAACAACUGGAUCUCCACAGCUCGCGAUUACCAAAAGCAACAGUUUGAUUUCAAUCUUGAAUCCCAGCCCCCUCCAAUAUUCAUACCAUCAUGAACGGCAACCACCAAGAAUCACAACCUCAUCACCCCACCUCACCCACUCCCACUGCUAAAGAAACAAUAAUCCCAGCAGAUCAACCAUCAUCAUCGUCGUCGUCCGUGUCGGUGUUGUAUCCCAAUAACGUGAACCAAGUAGAAAUCAUCCAACCUCCUCCUCCACCUCAACAAUUUCAACCAGCUGGUGGUAGUGGUGGUGGUGAUGAUGAAAAAUGGGGGACUCACAUAAUGGGUGCACCUGCCGUGCCCACAUGUCACCCAAACAACCAGAAGGCUGCGUUAUGGGGGGCACCUGAUUAUCACCAACAGUACCUCCACUAUACCCCCAUUGAGAAGCCAGCCACCACCCCAAUGGAAUCUGUUCUUCAUAAGUUCAACUCAUGGAGCACCAAGGCCGAGUCCACAGCCAAUAAUAUCUGGCACAACCUGAAAACGGGGUCAUCUGUAUCGGGAGCUGCGUGGGCUAAGGUGAACUUGACUGCCAAAGCAAUAACAGGUGGUGGGUUUGAGUCGUUAUACAAACAAACAUUCGCAACUUUUCCCGACGAGAAGCUUAAGAAGACGUUUGCCUGUUAUCUAUCCACAUCCACCGGACCAGUUGCCGGAACUCUCUUUUUGUCAAAUGCCCAUGUUGCUUUCUGCAGCGACCGCCCUUUAUCAUUCACCGCACCCUCUGGCCAGCAUAGUUGGAGCUAUUACAAGAUUAUGGUACCUUUGGCCAAGAUUGGCACCAUCAAUCCUAUAGUUAUUAGAGAUAACCAGUCGGAAAGAUAUAUCCAGAUUGUCACUAUUGACGGACACGAUUUCUGGUUCAUGGGUUUUGUCAAUUACGAGAAAGCUUCUCGCCAUCUCACCGACAGUAUCUCCAAUUUUGUGGCUUAUGGAAUAGCAGUACCAGUACCACCCAAUCAAUCAUCUUGAUUUUUUUGUUCCCCAUUUCAAACUUUCUUUGGCCUGAGACUAGUUGAUUGUUUGUUUCUUAUUUUUUCCUUAUUUAUGCAGUUGUUAUUACUUUAUUGGUCUGUAUCUGUAACUUGUUUUGAACAAGGCUGUUUCUCAUGUUUCCUUAUUUAUGCCGAUAUUUCUUACCUUACAAAAUAAUAUUUAAAUUUGUUCUAUAA
This is a messenger RNA of Cornus florida, 2017 nucleotides long. Its product is annotated as GEM-like protein 5. Bases 891 to 1817 code for a protein of 308 amino acids. The record is from RefSeq and is a predicted model, not a curated record. Lineage: Eukaryota; Viridiplantae; Streptophyta; Magnoliopsida; Cornales; Cornaceae. The transcript is spliced from 3 exons.